Molecule: messenger RNA, 1712 nt
Organism: Drosophila guanche
Lineage: Eukaryota; Metazoa; Arthropoda; Insecta; Diptera; Drosophilidae
Product: G-patch domain and KOW motifs-containing protein
Exons: 3
Coding region: 91-1692 (533 amino acids)
Biological process (GO): mRNA splicing, via spliceosome
Cellular component (GO): spliceosomal complex
Source: RefSeq, a predicted model, not a curated record
AGUAUGCAUCCCGAUCCCAUCAGCUGUUGAAUUUUGUUUAUAAUUUCGGCAUUUUGUACAAUAUAUAGAAAGUGAUAAAUAAGAGCCCCCAUGCAAGCCAUGGACACAAAGAAAAUAUCAUUUGGCUUCAGUAAAGUGGCCAAGAAGCCAAACAUUUUGCCCAGCAAAGUCCCAAAAGAGGAAAACAGGGUGGAGCUGAUAAAAUGCGUGGAAGGAAAGGAAAUCAAGCUAGUCGCCGAAAGAACAGAGACUGCGCCGCUGGUUAUACAAAUGCAAGGAAGUCAAAAAACCUCCUCGGCGCUUGCAAGUCUGAUGAAAAGGAGGCAAGUUCUACUUGGUGAGGAUGAGCCCGAUCCCGAAGAGUCCACAUCCGCACCUCAAUCAAUUGCAGAGGUCACUGCAGCAAUGGCGGCUGAAAACCUGGAGCAACGGGCAACCCGUGAAUUGUUAGCUGCUGCCCAAGAGAAUGGUAGCGAAAAUCUGAACGGGGAGAAGCUCGUUCUGCCUGCAGUUAAGGCAGAUGAGUUGCCGCUGGAAGGUGCCAAAGAAGCCUCCUUGGAUGAUUAUGACUCCAUACCAAUCCAACAGUUUGGUCUUGCCAUGCUUCGCGGCAUGGGCUGGGUGGACCCACCGCCCAAGAAAAAAGGAUCAGGCCCUGUCGACGAUUCUCCAUUUAUGCGACCAAAAGGCAUGGGCCUCGGAGCUGACAAGGCACUCAAGCCCAAGGCCCUUCUUGUGCAGCCGGAGAAGAAUGAGGUGCUGGAGAUCAAGAAGCAAGCCUUUGUCCGAAUCCUAGGAGGGAAGCAGAAGGAUCAAUACGGGCAAAUAGAGGGAUUCGAUGACCACGCGGGCCGAGUGAUUGUCAGAAUGGCAAUUGGUGGCAACAAGGAGGCAUUCAAUGAGUUUCUCUGCCAGCCCGUAUCCCGCAAGGAGUACUCUCAGUAUGGAAAGUGCAUAAAUAGUGCCAAAUACAAUGAGUUCAAAAAGCAGGAGAACGAACAUGGCCAAAUCAUUGUGAAGCAGGAAAAACCUUCGGAGGGCAGGAGCAGAGACCGAAGAGAGGAAAGCAAGUCAUAUAGGAAUGAAGACCGGGAUCGCAAGAGCUAUAAGGGGGAAAAUCAGAGAUCGUUCAAAGAUGAAGACCGAACGAGCUACAAGGACGAAGAUCGCAAAUCAUUCAAAACGGAGAGUCGCACAGACAGAAAUGACAGGUCGGAUAAAUAUGAAAGCAAACCCAGCAAGGGAGAGGAUCGAAGGCCGCACAAGCUGGAGGAUCAUGGAGAGAGACCGAAAUAUAUUCAGGACCCGCGAAGCAGCAGCACUUCCGCAUCCAGGACGGGCACCAUGCAACAUCAGCGCGAGGAGCGUGAGCGGCGACGUUCGCCGAGCCCAAGGACCAUUCAGCGGCAAAAGAGCAGCUCAGACGAGGCGGACGACACGGGCGAGUCCACGGAAAGCGAUUCAGACUCUGCCUACGAACGCAAGAAACACAAAAAGAAGUCCACCAAGAAGUCCAAGAAGCACUCAAAGAAAUCAAAGAGCAAGUCGAGUCGGUCCAAAAACUCUAGUGCGGAGAGCGACGAUAGCCUGGACGAGCAGCGCAGGCACCCAAGAAAGCACAAAAAGAAAACCAAGAAGAGCAAGCAUGCCCGAUCCCGAUCACGGUCCAGAUCGCGGGCACGAGGCAAAUAAUAGGCUGAUUUGAUCUAUUC